Molecule: messenger RNA, 2672 nt
Organism: Trichosurus vulpecula (common brushtail)
Lineage: Eukaryota; Metazoa; Chordata; Mammalia; Diprotodontia; Phalangeridae
Gene: KCTD11
Product: potassium channel tetramerization domain containing 11
Exons: 1
Coding region: 826-1629 (267 amino acids)
Biological process (GO): positive regulation of neuron differentiation; protein homooligomerization
Molecular function (GO): protein binding
Source: RefSeq, a predicted model, not a curated record
ACCGAGCUGCUGAAGACGCUGGGGGAGCCCAUCCUGGGCCGGGCCCCAGAAAUUCAGGGCCCAGACCGGUUCUCUGAGACCAUUCCCACCCCUGCCGAAUUUGGAGCGAACCCUGAAACCGACCGCGGGGACGGCUUGGCCACCCCACCCCAUCCCUGAAGUCACUGCCCCUUACAGCCUCCCUCCGGCUCCCCACCUCCCUGACUUGGGAACUGGAAGCGCUGGAAGUUUGGACCUGCUCCCCAAAAUAUCGACGCCAGCUCUAGGAUAUGCGCUGUUGGGAACUGAGGACACCCACUGCGACCCACUCCUCCUCCCCACUAAAAGACUGCAUUGCUCUCUCCCUCACCGGUCACCCAGAAAUCAGCCUCUGUCCCGCCAAUCUGUCGGCUGGAACCCUGAAACUUAAUCUUCAGGUACCCCAGGAAAAGUCUGUACAUAUCUUGGAGUACUCGGAAUCCAGCAUUUCUGCACCAAAAGUCCAGCUGUUUAUUUCACACUAGCUGGCCUCUGUUCCUAAUUUGGGUCAACAUUCCAAACCAGCUGAGGUGCACCCCAAACUGCUUUUUGUCCUUGAAACUAGCCACAGGACUAUCCCUGGACUGCGCUGUAUCCCCAAACUUGGCUACAUCCUGAAAAUAUUCUCCGCUACAAAUUUAGCCGGGGUGUGCCAGUGAGGCAGCUGCUGGGUACCCCUAAAUUGUCCUUUACCUCGAAGCCAGCUGGUGUGAACCUACAUAUCAGUUCCUCCACCAUCCCCCCCACCCCAGAAACCCAGCCUCCGCCUUCCCAUCAGUAGCACUCCUCAAAAUUCCCCCUCCUCCAAUGCCCUCCCAGGCACCCUCUUUUGGGGGGCCUGUGACACUGAAUGUGGGGGGAACACUGUAUGCUACCACCUUGGAAACUCUGACUCGCUUCCCAGACUCAAUGUUGGGGGCCAUGUUCAGAGAGGGUGCAGCACUGCCCCCCAACUCUGGUCCCCCGGGUAGCAACUACUACUUUAUCGACAGGGAUGGUAAAGCCUUCCGCCAUAUCCUCAAUUUCCUGCGCCUGGGCUGCCUGGACUUGCCUAGGGGGUAUGGGGAGACAGCGCUCCUGAGAGCUGAGGCUGAUUUCUACCAGAUCCAGCCCCUACUAGAUGCGCUUAGGGAAUUGGAGUUAACUCAGGGAACCGAGGUGAUCACAGCUGCCUUGCUCCACGCAGAUGUGGAUGCCACGCCACGACUGGUCCACUUCUCAGCUCGUCGAGGUCCCCACCACUAUGAACUCAGUGCUGCCCGAGUUGACACCUUUAGGGCCAAUAUCUUCUGUACAGAUCCCACCUGUCUCGGGGCGCUUCGGGCCCGGUUUGGAGUUGCUGAAGGGGAAGGAGGAGAAGGAAGUCCCCAUUUCCGUUUGGAAUGGGCUCCCUGCCCAGAAGGGCUCCCGGAGGUUGAGUAUCGACGUCUAGGAUUGCAGCAACUGUGGGUAGUGGGACAGGCUGGUGAGAAGCGGGAAAUAGUAGGGACACCUGGGUUCUUGGAGGAAGUGCUCCAGGUGGCCCUGGAACAUGGCUUUCGACUUGACUCUGUCUUCCCUGACCCUGAGGACCUGCUGAACUCCCGAUCACUGCGUUUUGUCCGACACUGAAGGAUAGUGACUUGGUUUGGGGGAAAAGGGAAGAGUCUGUAAAAUUGGGAGUGCAUUCCCUCCAUCCUCCUCUUAAAUCGGUAAGAGACUUAGAACCUUCUAGAAUGACUUGGAGGAGGAACUGUGAGAGUUAAGGGGAGACUUUCAGUCUAUCUCUUGACUGGAGUGAAGAAGUAGAAACUUGGAAAAACCACCCCUCCCCCAGUAGAAAGGAUUUGAUCGAUUACCCUGAAGACCUAUGAAACUUUGGGGGGGGGGGGACGACAGACGAACCUUAUGGUCAUCUACUUGAGCUCUGACUUGAGAGAAGAGAAAAUUUCUUAAAGGCAUCCCAUGUUGGGGGUUGGGGGGGUUGGGGAGGUGAGCUGUGGAAAUCCAAGGAUUCUCCAUAAACUCGGUGUAAUAAAUCCUGGUUGACUGACUAAUGGGUGAUUUCAUACCCUACCCCACCCCCACGUUUCAUGAUGACAAGGAGUGGGGUUACUGAGGUGGAAAGGGGUUCAGAGUCUCUCCUCUGUCUGUCAGUGCUUUAUGUCUCUGAAUGGCAAUAGAACCUGUCAUUUGUCUUUUGAUCUCUGACUUUGCCCCUUUCCCAGUCUUGGGGGCUUGUCUAGGCCUGUUCUGGAGAAUACCUAUUACAGUGUUGUCCCUUGUGGUGAAAUGAUUGGACUGGCACAGGGUGUGUGCAUUUGUGUGCAUUCAGUUAUUAUUGAAUCACUGGGUGGCACGUGACUAUGCCUCCACAGCCCUCUGUCAACAUGGGCAGAACCUGUCUCUGUGCAUCUCUACCUCCGAGAGAGCCUGGAGGCAAAAGCUGCCUGCCUAGUUGGGCUGGUGAGGCUAUUUGGUAUUUAUUGGUUGCUGUAGCAACCAUGGUCCUGAUGCUAGGUUUCACUGUAGUGGGAGGCCUGGGCAGCCGUGGGCUGGAAGAGAAAUUUAAUUUAACAAACUUAUGAAGGGAGGGGAAGGAAAAGGAAUAUUUACUCUCCUAUUUUGCACAGAUUCAAGAAGAGUCACUAUUUAUUGUUCAUGUCUAAUAAAGA